GCCUGGAAACUUCCAGCAUUCGAAUGAAGUGAGCUUUAUCUUGCAGCACCUCUUCUCUAUUCUGUAUCAGUUUGUUGUCUUUCUUGUCUUGAGAGUGUCCACUGCCCUGCUCUUUGGAACAACAAAUAAACACACCUGUGGAAUUAUCAACACGUUCCACCAAACUGUAAAAACGCCAGAGUUGGACGUUGUUCGGUGUAAUUUCCUUGUCACAAGCUAGUAAUUUUUAGAUAGAGGUUUUGGAAAAUUCUCUUAUCUCAUCCCGGUGGACUCGCGUCGAUCCGGCUGUCUGAAUGGGUCUGCUGGACGGCGGCUCGCCGCUGUCGUGGGCCGAGACGAAGAAGAAUGCUGACCUGAUCAGAGAGACCGGCAUCAAGCAGUUCCUGUCGCUCUACGAACGCUUCCAGGGCCUAACCGAUGACUGUCUGAAAUGGGGCGACGAGAUUGAAUUCACGGUGGUUCACUUUGACCACGACAAGAAGACAGCCCAGGUGCAGCUGACCGACCCAGCCCUACUGGAGCGCUUGCAGCAAGCGGAGAAUGCCGACCCAGGGAAUUCUCCGACAGCCUGGAGGCCUGAGUAUGGCAGCUUUAUGCUGGAAGCUACCCCAGGCAAGCCAUUCGGCGGGGCCACGGGGGACUUCAACGAGAUCGAGCCCAACAUGAAACUUCGGCAUAAAGAGCUGAAUGAGAUGCUGGCACACAACACUCGUUGCAUGAAUAUCACAUGCUUCCCACGCCUUGGCUGCCCGUCAUUCUCCAAUCCAUCGUUCACACCGAAGCCGGACUCUAGUGUGUCUCGGUCGGCCUUCUUCCCCGACGAAGCAAUAAACCCUCAUCCAAGAUUCAGCACGCUGACGAGGAAUAUUCGAACAAGACGCGGAUCGAAGAUCGCCAUCCAUGUACCGAUUUUCAAAGACGUUAACACUCCCAGUCCCUUUCUGGAAGACAUGUCGCAACACGACGAGGAAACACAAGCGGGCCAGCCCGAUCAUAUCUAUAUGGAUGCCAUGGGCUUCGGUAUGGGAAUGAGCUGCUUGCAGGUGACUUUCCAGGCAUGCUCUUUAGCGGAGGGACGGCUACUGUACGAUCAGCUCACCGCUAUCUGCCCUAUUGUGCUGGCUCUUUCCGCCUCUACACCAAUCUACCGUGGGUACCUUAGUGACCGUGACUGCCGCUGGGCGGUCAUUGAGCAGUCAGUGGACGAUCGCACCAGAGAAGAGCGGGGCCUGGACCCGCUGGAAAAUGAUAAGUACCGUAUACCAAAGUCUCGCUAUAGUCCCGUCAGUUGUUAUCUCGCGUCAGAAAAGUACAACGAUCAGGAGAUCGUGCAGAACCAAGAGGUGUAUGAUACGUUACGUACGGCAGGUAUUGAUCAUCUCCUAGCCACUCACAUUGCACAUUUGUUUAUCCGCGACCCGCUCACGCUCUUCAGCGAACAGAUCGACCAAAGCACCACGACCGAGUCCAACCACUUUGAGAAUAUACAGUCGACUAACUGGCAGUCUAUGCGCUUCAAGCCACCGCCCGCCAGUUCCCACGCCAAGAUCGGAUGGCGCGUGGAGUUCCGACCUGCUGAUCUUCAGCUGACGCCGUUUGAGAAUGCGGCACUUGUAAUGUUUGUAGUCAUACUGACGCGUACUGUUCUCUCUCUCAACCUCAACUUCUACAUUCCAAUCUCCAAGAUGGAAGAAAACAUGAGAAGAGCGCAGGAGAGGAACGCUGUGCUUGACCAGAAAUUCUACUUCCGCAAGAAUGUCUACACAGCGGAUGGGCAGACAGCAGCCAUGGCGGCGGAUUCUGCAACACCGUCCGAUGAUGAUUACGAGGAGAUGAGUAUCGACACGAUCGUGAAUGGCAAGGAUGGAGUGUUCCCGGGACUUCUCCCGCUAAUGGACAGUUACCUGCGUGACAUCGGCAUGGACGUCGCCUCCAGGUGCACCGUCAGCCGAUCGUUUGAGCUGAUCAGAAAACGUGCGACAGGAGAGCUGAAAACCGUUGCGAAGUGGAUGCGCGACUUCGUUGCCGCACAUCCACAUUACAAGCAGGAUUCGGUGAUCAACGAGCGCGUCAAUUACGAUCUCCUGAUGGCCUGCGACCGCAUCAGCAGCGGGACAGAGCACUGCCAUGAACUAGAGGGAGAUCCUUGAUGUGUGUGUGUGUGUGUGUGUGUGUGUGUGUGUGUGUGUGUGCGCGCGCGCGCGUGCAUGUGCGUGUGCGUCUUUGUGUGUACGAAUUCUAGGCUAGGAGCUCUUUUCUUUUCUUUUUUUUUCUCCAAUUCUUAUGAUGCAGUCAGCAGUGCAUCAUGUCCAACUGAAGUACACUAGACCGGUAGUGUUAGUCGCUGCUCUGGUCAUGCCCACAUCAGUCCUGUGUUACCAUCAACGGGUAUCCCACAGGCAGUGGCCGCUUGGGCCCGUGAACACCCUAGAUAUGCUGGAUUGCUCGUUCUCUUUCCGCCGUACCCGCUGCUUAUUUUCCCGGCUCAAAGGCCGCGCUGCGCUCGCACACACUGGUCCGUUUCCUAGGUACACUGCUUCUGCUGCUACAGGCGAGCUGGGCCAGGGCGGUCACUCUGGGUUUAGCGCGUGUUUCAACGCUCCCAUCCGCUGUCACAACUCUCCACCCCAUGGCCAUGGGGCAGAGUGAUUUUUAGUGACUUUUUAGGUCGUUUUCGUGCAGUGUGUGUGUGUGUGUGUGUGUGUGUGUGUGUGUGUUCUUAGAACUUUUUACCUCGAAAAGUGGCACAAAUAUAUAUGUAGAUAUUCACUCUGUGUCCUCUGCGUUUGCCUGUAGAUAUGAGGCAAUCACAUCCCUGCCGUUUGUCUUCCCUGUCCUCAGUUUAUAGCAUGACCAGCGACAACCAAACUUGCACCGACCUUAUUUUAAAGUAGUUUGUGUAGUCCAUCGUCCACUCUGCCGUUUUGUUUUGUGUUUGCAUCAUUGCUGUGGUAUAGAUUCGCUGCUGUACUCCUGUCCCUCUUUGUCAUACCAUCCACCCUUGUGAACUCAUGUCAUUAUAUUGGCGCUUAAUUGCGUUUCUCGAUCCCCGUCGCAGUCCACGCCGAUUUCUAUUUGCCGCCCUCGGCCUUGCACCAUUGUCUCGCAUUCGCCGGUAAAUUGCCCUGGGGUCUUCUGAGAAGGUCCCCCCCCAUUGCCCGUAUCAUGGUAGAUUUCAUCUGGAUCCUCACCCACCCGACCCAUUCGUUGCUGUUCUCUUGACCCCUAGGCCCUGUGGACCAGUGCCGUCUGCCGGUGUCCUGUGUUUCCACGUGCGCUGCUGCUGGACAGGCUGCCGAUCGCCGGCAUCUGCUUGCCUGCCCGCCGUCUCGGUAGCAUUGUCGUCAUCAACCCGUUGUAAAACUAUAAUUUUGCCUGCUAUCUAUUCUGUUACACCGUGGUAUGUAUUUACAUCAGAUCUAGUGGCUGCUUAGAAAAGUCGUUUGCUAUCUACGCGCGCAACUUUCCCUUUCUCUCUGCUA
Molecule: messenger RNA, 3482 nt
Organism: Sycon ciliatum
Lineage: Eukaryota; Metazoa; Porifera; Calcarea; Leucosolenida; Sycettidae
Product: glutamate--cysteine ligase catalytic subunit-like
Biological process (GO): glutathione biosynthetic process
Cellular component (GO): glutamate-cysteine ligase complex
Molecular function (GO): glutamate-cysteine ligase activity
Source: RefSeq, a predicted model, not a curated record